Branchiostoma belcheri (Belcher's lancelet) is the source of this 3613-nucleotide messenger RNA. RefSeq lists its product as uncharacterized. Gene Ontology annotation, biological process: glucosylceramide catabolic process. Gene Ontology annotation, molecular function: glucosylceramidase activity. NCBI's taxonomy places the organism in Eukaryota, Metazoa, Chordata, Leptocardii, Amphioxiformes, Branchiostomatidae. The record is from RefSeq and is a predicted model, not a curated record. Bases 10 to 3189 code for a protein of 1059 amino acids. The transcript is spliced from 22 exons.
CAUUGCAAGAUGGCGACACGUGAGGGAAAACAACUGUCAACAUACCUGUUCUUGGUUUACGUAACUUUUAUGUCCUCGUAUUUUGUUCUACAUGUCCACGGUGCCAAUGAAUGUGUGCAGAAGUCAUUUCCUGGAGAGUCUUUUGUGUGUGUCUGUAAUUCUACCUACUGCGAUGACAUUGAACCCAACACCAGGGUAGAACUUCCCAACUUUAACCUGUACAGAUCUACUAAGGCAAAGGAAAGGUUCAUUAAAAAAAUCCUGAAAUUCACGCAGACAGUGCCUCAAGCAAAAAACGUCUGGGUGGUCCACAAGAAUGUGACGUACCAGAAGAUGAAGGGAUUUGGUGGUGCCUUCACUGAUGCUGCCACUAUCAACAUCAUGAGCCUGUCCAAACUCACUCAAGACAGGCUUAUUGCUGCUUACUUCAGUCCCAAAGAAGGAAUUGAGUACACGUUAGGAAGAGUUCCCAUGGCAGGGUGUGACUUCUCCACCAGGGAGUACACCUACGCAGACUCCCCUCAGGACUUCAGCAUGGACAAGUUUGCUCUGGCUGAGGAAGACCUCAAGUACAAGAUUCCAGUCAUCCAGCGUGCUCUCUCCAUGAGUUCCAGGAAUGUGUCCUUAUUUGGCAGUGCGUGGAGUGCGCCUGCUUGGAUGAAAACCGACCACAGCCUGACCGGGAAGGGCACUCUGAUUGGCCAGGCUGGUGACAAGUACCACAAGGCUUGGGCACUGUACUUUGCAAAAUUUCUGGAGGAGUACAAGAAGCAAGGUUUGGAGUUCUGGGGUCUGACAGCUCAGAAUGAACCGGCAGACGGCAUGAUCACAGACUUCUCCUUCAACUGUAUGGGCUGGACUGCAGAAAGCCAGCGUGACUGGGUGGCAGCAGACCUGGGUCCAACGUUAGAGGAGAGGGGACAUGGUGACGUCAGCCUCAUGAUGCUGGAUGAUAACAGGAUCUGGCUACCUGCCUGGGCUGAUACUGUACUGCAGAAUGCCACAGCUGCCCGGUAUGUGAAGGGUAUCGGUGUUCACUGGUACAUGAACUCAGUGGUCCCACCGCUGACCCUCAGCGCGACCCAUGAGCGUCACCCUGACUACUUCAUCCUGGCCACGGAGGCCUGCAGCGGGUCCUUCCCCUGGAACCAACACGUGGUGCUGGGCAGCUGGGGCAGGGGAGAGGACUACUCACACGACAUCAUUCAGAACCUGCAGAACUGGGUUGUCGGCUGGGUGGACUGGAAUUUGGCCUUAAAUGGCACUGGUGGGCCAAACUGGGCCAACAACUUUGUGGAUGCUCCCAUCAUUGUAGACUCUAGAAAAGAUGAAUUCUAUAAGCAGCCCAUGUACUAUCAUAUGGGACACUUCAGCAAAUUCAUCCCAGAGGGUUCUGUUAGAAUUGAAGCUAAACCAGAGUCGUCCAGCCCAGGAAACCUGGAUGUUGUUGCGUUCCUGACACCAGAGAAAAGUGUAGUGGCUGUCAUAUUCAACAGGUCUGACCGAGACAUUGAAGUCUCCCUGCAUGACCCAGAUGUGGGCUUCAUGGAUCUGACUUCACCCAGUCAUUCCAUCAUGACUGCCGUCUGGUGGCCUGCGUACAGCAUGAUGGCGGGGAGGGGGCGUGUCCUUGUACUGUGUGCUGUGGCGGCGUUAUGCCUUGUUCAGCACGCACAGCCAGUAACUGGAGACAGAAAGCCGUGCGUGGCCAAAGAUUUCCAGCAUGGGGGUUUCGUGUGCGUGUGUAACGCCACCUACUGCGACAACAUGGAGCCCAACACAAAACUACCCAAGGGCCAGGCCGCCAUGUACAUGACCACUCCAGGAGGAAAGAGGUUCGAAAAAAUCGUCAUCAACAUGACUGCCAAGUCUAACGACACCCGAGACCCGAACUUCAACGUUUGGACCGUUAAGAAGAACGUUACGUACCAGAAGAUCCGGGGAUUCGGCGGUGCCUUCACUGAUGCCGCGACUAUGAACAUCAUGAGUCUGUCUGAGGGAGCACGGAAGAACCUCAUCUCCGCUUACUUCAGCCCGACUGAAGGUAUCGAGUACACCCUGGGCAGGGUGCCGAUGGGAAGCUGUGAUUUCUCCACCAGGCCGUACACGUAUGAUGACACACCAGAGGAUUUGGAACUCGCCAAGUUUGCUCUGGCUGAAGAGGAUAUGAAGUACAAGAUUCCCGUCAUCAAAAGCGCCAUGCAGAUGAGUGAGCGGAAGAUCAACCUGUUCGGGAGCCCAUGGACAGCUCCUGCCUGGAUGAAGACCAGCAACAACGAAACAGGAAAAGGGACUCUGAAGGGGAAGGCUGGAAACCCGUACCACAAGGCUUGGGCUAACUACUUUGUCAAGUUUCUUGACGAGUACAAGAAGCAGGGUGUGGAUUUUUGGGGUCUGACGACACAGAACGAACCGACGGAUGGAGAAAUCUCUCACUUUCCGUUCCAGGCCAUGGGGUGGACAGCAGAGUCGCAGCGAGACUGGAUCGCCAGUGACCUUGGCCCUGCCCUUGACCAGGCUGGCUACAGUAACAUCAGCCUCAUGAUCCUGGAUGACAACCGACUCUGGUUACCAGGCUGGGCUACGACGGUGCUGAACAAUGGCACGGCAGCAAAGUACGUGGACGGUAUAGCUGUCCACUGGUACAUGGACCAGCUGGUUCCUGCGAACGUGCUGUCCUUCACUCAUGACGACCUGCCGGACUACUUCGUGCUGUCCACCGAGGCGUGUCAGGGCUUCUGGCCGUGGGACGACAAGGUUCUCCUGGGCAACUGGAACCGGGCGGUGGAGUACAGCACAGACAUUCGUCAGAACUUGAAACACUGGGUGGUCGGCUGGACAGACUGGAACCUGGCCUUGAACAUGAGCGGGGGACCCAACUGGGUUCACAAUGAGGUGGACGCCGCCAUCAUUGUAGACAGCAAGAAGGACGAGUUCUACAAACAACCGAUGUACUACAUCAUGGGGCACUUCAGUAAGUUCAUCCCAGAAGGCUCUGUUCGUGUGGAGAUAGACGGCCCAUACGAGGAUGAGGACCAAUGGAUGAUGGCUUUCAGCGUGCCAGAUGGGUCCAUGGUAGUCGUUAUGUACGGUGAGUUUUAUGAAGCUCACAUCCACGACCCCGACGUUGGCUUCAUCAACUUCCAACAGUUUGAGGAAGGCAUCACCACGGCGCAAUGGUGGCCGUGAAGACAUUCGAACAGUCUGAGGUAGCCAACAGAGUGACAAAAUUAUCAGGUUGACAGGGAGUGGGGGUGGCACGAGGUAGCUAGUCUCCACCACUCUCCUUUGCAGGCUGAAUAAAUGGUAGAAAUCGGCCUAGAAUAAAGUAGCUUGCCAAGGGACAGGCCAUAGAGGGUCCAGUUUUCUAUGUUCCCUUGACCGAUUUCUACUAUCUAUCUAUCCUGCAAAGGAGUCUGAUUGAGACUUCGAGCUAGCACACCAGAGAAGCGUGACCUAUAAAUCAUGUUGAUGAUGGAAUGGAAAUAUAGGUACAGUGAAAACUAACUCCUCCAUGCAGACUCCAUCGACAAAGUUGGGAGGAGCCAAUCUGUUUGAAAUAAAGCAUUGUAAUGAACAUAAAAAUGCAUUCAAGUUCAAUAAAGUAAUUGCG